Microdochium trichocladiopsis is the source of this 1203-nucleotide messenger RNA. RefSeq names its product SMAD/FHA domain-containing protein. The coding region runs from base 1 to 1203 and encodes 400 amino acids. The transcript has 3 exons. NCBI's taxonomy places the organism in Eukaryota, Fungi, Ascomycota, Sordariomycetes, Xylariales, Microdochiaceae. The record is from RefSeq and is a predicted model, not a curated record. Gene Ontology annotation, molecular function: ubiquitin protein ligase activity; protein binding. Gene Ontology annotation, cellular component: cytosol; cell division site; ubiquitin ligase complex. Gene Ontology annotation, biological process: mitotic spindle assembly checkpoint signaling; negative regulation of septation initiation signaling; protein ubiquitination.
AUGACGCGGUCCCGAUCAGCUACUACCGGGGACUCGUCCGCUGAGGUGCUUCCAAGUCUCCGCCUGACGGCAUAUUUCGACCAGAGGUCAAACCGACCGUCUCUCACUUUCACGCCCGUCUCACGAACACUGCCGACCGGCAAGGAGGUCAUCAAGGUCGGACGCUACUCGGAGCGGGAGAACCACGUACCGAUACCUUCGAACACUCCUUCCGCAGCCCCAGUCGGAUUCAAGAGCAAGGUCGUCAGCCGCCGGCACUGCGAGUUCUGGUACGAGGACAGCAAGUGGUACAUCAAGGACGUCAAGAGCUCGUCGGGCACAUUUCUCAAUCAUAUCCGGCUCAGCGCUCCAGGCACCGAGUCGAAGCCUUAUCCUCUCAACGAUGGCGAUAUCGUGCAGCUCGGCAUCGACUUCAAAGGUGGCGAGGAAAUGAUCUACCGAUGCGUUAAGAUGCGAGUCGAGCUCAACCGUGGCUGGCAGUCGAAGCCCAAUACAUUCAACAUGGCAACUCAUCAGCGGCUGCGGAAUAUGACGUCAGCGUCGGCCACGUCGGCGUCGUCCCAUGCUCAGGACUGUUCUAUCUGCCUGAACAACAUCGCACCCUGCCAAUCGCUGUUUGUGGCGCCGUGCUCGCACACGUGGCACUACAAGUGCAUCCGGGAGUUACUAAUGGGCCCGUCCUAUCCUAUCUUCAUAUGCCCCAACUGCCGAGCUGCUACGGAUCUUGAUGCCGACGUGGAGGAGCCCGAGUGGCAACAGCUCGAUGGCGGCAUUGACGAGGUUCAGGAGGAAAGGGCUGAGCCAUCCACAUCUCCGGACGCGAUCAUGGAGGACACCAACGUCGAAGUGCCAGAGGUGGAAUCGCCCGAGGGAGCCGGAUCUUCUGGUCCGUCCGACGAUGUCGGUGACGUAACAAUGCACUUUGACCGCCAGAGCCCACCUCGAACCUUGACCUCGCCGCCUGUGCCGAUUCCGAGCUCGUCACCGUCUCACCUGCCGGCCACGGGCGAGGCUGUCAGACGCCGAAGAACGCCUUCGCCUAACAGCGCGUCCUUGGCUGUCGUGACGGAAGGGCCUCUGACCCCGCGUAACGAUGCUGGUCCCUGGGUAUUUGAUGGAAAUCCAGCGCGGGUCAGCCAGGACGUGCCGCGGCCCAAUGCCAUGACCAGUCUGAAUGCGGCGGCCACAGAGAGGGAGAGCUAG